UAUAUAUCCGAGAGGUGCACCAUGCCAUUUGUUCAUAUGCACUAUGGCAAUCCGCUCAGUGGUUCUUCACAUAGUGCUGAUCAUCGCCUUGAAUGGCACUGAAGGGCGCAAGGUGCCAAAGGUGAGUAUUGUUGGUGGAAGAGAGGCAGCUCGCAACUCUCGUCCAUACAUGGCUUCCUUACAGUCCCGAGGUCAACAUUCCUGUGGAGGAGUUCUGGUGAGAGAAGAUUUUGUCCUCACUGCUGCUCACUGUGAUGGGCGUUACAGGGUGGUUCUUGGGGCUCACGACUUGUCAGAGGAUGAAAAUUCACAACAAAAAUUCGAUGUGGUUAAAUACAUUCCACACCCCAGGUUUGGGGACAACCUGGGGUAUGACAUCAUGCUUCUCAAGUUGAGAGGGAGGGCCAUCCUGAACAGAGCAGUGCAGCUGAUCCCUCUGAUGAAUGGUUCGAUGGCUGAGGGAAGCCUGUGCACCACGGCUGGCUGGGGGGACAUAGAUGAUAACAGCACCCCACCAGACAAGCUGCAGGAGGUCAACGCCACCAUCAUAUCACCCAGAGAGUGUGGCCGCCGGUGGAGUGGCGUCAACAUCUCCAGGCGCACGGUGUGCGCAACAGGCCCCAGAGCUUUCCAAGGCUUCUGCUCGGGGGAUUCAGGAGGUCCGUUGGUGUGUAACGGGAUGUCAGCGGGCAUCGUCUCUUUCUCAGGGCAGAGGUGUGCCAACCCUAGUACCCCUGAUGUGUACACACGAGUGACUUCGUACUGCCGAUGGAUUCAGAGGGAGUUAGCUAGAAACCCUUAAGGUUUUUGGCAUGUAAGCCGCCAGUGUGUGCUUACACAAAAUCUCACUAUAUGACUUAUUAGGAUUUCAUUUAGAGUCUUUGUUGAAGUGCUAAAGAUAACACCUUUCUAUGAUUGCGUGUUCCCUUGUUGCUAUUCUUAUUAAACGUCACUAAUUUCA
Molecule: messenger RNA, 961 nt
Organism: Salvelinus sp. IW2-2015
Lineage: Eukaryota; Metazoa; Chordata; Actinopteri; Salmoniformes; Salmonidae
Product: complement factor D
Exons: 5
Coding region: 44-802 (252 amino acids)
Biological process (GO): proteolysis
Molecular function (GO): serine-type endopeptidase activity
Source: RefSeq, a predicted model, not a curated record